Messenger RNA from Aspergillus nidulans FGSC A4, 534 nucleotides. RefSeq lists its product as uncharacterized. The record is from RefSeq and is a predicted model, not a curated record. The coding region runs from base 1 to 534 and encodes 177 amino acids. Lineage: Eukaryota; Fungi; Ascomycota; Eurotiomycetes; Eurotiales; Aspergillaceae. The transcript is spliced from 2 exons.
AUGCCAUCCUCAACCCUUCCUCAUCCCGACCAGCGAGGCGUUGAGCCGCAUCCCGCACCACCCCGCAACAUCAACAAUGAUGUAGACUACGAGCCUCAUCCAGAGAACUCCAUAUCUAUUUCACCCUCGAGAGCCAAAAUCCAAGAACGCAUUCUUUCUCUGUACGGUGGUAGCGCCUCAGAAGACGACAUGAAUGUCUAUGCUGAACAAGCUAUCUACGAUGAUCCGUUCAGUUAUUGUGAUACCCGGUACAAAAUAGCAGGCCAAUGGUACGGCAUCCCCAAGCUAUUUUCCAAAUCCGAAACGUUAGCUACGGAGGUCACCUCGUCGACAGAGCACGAGCUUGUGUGGAAGCAGCGCCAAAAGUAUACAUUUGCUGGUGUGCAUGCGUCGAAGACUGUGGAUAGUCUUGUCAGUGUGAAAUUAGAGGGGAGCGAGCCUGAUGAGAAAGUUGUUUAUCACAAGGAUAUGUGGAACGAGAACGACUAUUCUCAUGAGGGGUUGGGAGCGAUGAUCAAGAAGCUACACGGGUAG